AUGAGUUCAUCGACCGUGGUUACAACAACUUCCUCGAGCAGCAGCACAUCAAGCACUGUCUCCUCGUUUACACCGACAUCGACAAGCGCCACUAGCUCUUCAAGCUCAACCGCCACGAGUAGUGUCACAAGUAACCAGCAGCGAGAGUACUUCUUCCACGAUCACUUCCACUUCGUCCAGUGUUUCGUCACCGGCGAGCUCAUCAUCCUCUUCCUCAACCUCCGCAACUGGAGCGUCUACCUCAUCAUCCACUGCGUCGACAACUACACCAACGACGACACCGACGAGCUCUCCCGCCUCCACAUCACCUACAUCUACAUCUUCAUCUUCUCAAAGUUCUUCAUCUUCCACAGAAGUCUUCAGCCCCUCAUCUUCCUUCCGGUUCACGAACUCGAGCAUUUUGGCAUCGGUACCAGCGACUUCGCAAGUGAUCACCAGCUCACCCAUUGUCGUAGCACCGUCUCCGAGCCCCGUAGAGACCCCACCAGUCUCAGAGCCAAGCUCCAACCCUGGUCCCGUGCCUGGGCAAAGCUCUUCUCGGACCACAUUGCCCGUCGUCAACCCGAGUCCGAGCUCUAG
Colletotrichum chrysophilum is the source of this 579-nucleotide messenger RNA. RefSeq lists its product as uncharacterized. The record is from RefSeq and is a predicted model, not a curated record. Lineage: Eukaryota; Fungi; Ascomycota; Sordariomycetes; Glomerellales; Glomerellaceae. Bases 1 to 579 code for a protein of 192 amino acids. The transcript is spliced from 3 exons.